This is a messenger RNA of Knipowitschia caucasica, 699 nucleotides long. Lineage: Eukaryota; Metazoa; Chordata; Actinopteri; Gobiiformes; Gobiidae. The record is from the annotation of a GenBank genome assembly.
AUGGAAAGAGAAGAGAGCAGUGAAAAUAGUCUCCACACCAUAGCCAUCAUACUCAUGUGCUGUGGUGCUGUCAAAUUGCUGCACCUGAUGGGAGUCAUCACUGUGGAUGAUAAAGCAGAUGAUGACCUAGAGAUGACCACGGUGUGUCAUCGGCCCGAGGGACUGGAUCAACUUCUGGCUCAGACAAACUUCAGUAAAAGAGAGCUGCAAGUGCUGUACCGAGGCUUCAAGAACGAGUGUCCCAGUGGUGUAGUCAAUGAAGACACAUUCAAGCAGAUCUACUCACAGUUCUUCCCACAUGGAGAUGCAAACCAAUAUGCACACUACCUGUUCAAUGCCUUUGACUCUGCAAGUUCCGGAUCAAUAAAGUUUGAGGACUUUGUGUCAGCCCUCUCCAUCCUGCUCCGGGGAACAAUCACCGAGAAGCUGCAGUGGACAUUUAACCUUUAUGACAUCAACAGAGACGGUUAUAUCAACAAAGAGGAGAUGACGGACAUAGUGAGGGCGAUAUACGACAUGAUGGGGAAAUACACUUACCCUGCACUCAAAACAGACACCCCCAAGCAGCACGUGGACGCCUUUUUCCAGAAAAUGGACAAAAACAGAGAUGGUGUCGUCACACUGGAUGAAUUCAUCUUUUCAUGUCAAGAGGAUGAAAACAUCAUGCGCUCUCUGCAGCUUUUUGAAAAUGUCAUCUAG